AUGGACGCCAUGGUCCACAUGUGGGAUGGUCAUUGCACUAACACCACCCGCCAUCCACCACCCACCACUCCCCACUCUGCGAGCUCCCCAGAAGCUUAUUGCCAUCGAGAAUUGGUUACGGACUUGAAGGCAAACGAGGUACACAUACGGAACUCUCCAAAGCCCAUCCAGAAGGGUCGCAAACACAAUUUUGUACAGAUCUUUUGCCACUGGCCGGAGCCCUUCCGCCUUGUGAAUGUCUUUCAGUCCAAAUAUGUAUAUCUGGAGAUUGACAGCGAUGCCGAGUACCAGCAGUUUAAGGGCUCAACAGCCCGCAGUGUUUGCCAGUCCUCUGAACUGAAGCGUGGCAACUAUGAAGGGAAAUUGCUUUCUCGUGGAGAUGGUUCGCAUUUAAUUUCCCUUCCAGCACACACGAGCACUUGCUACGGUAUCCUUACAUCGGAACCGUUCAAUCUAACAUUGCUGGAGGAACACUUAGAUGAGGAACGUUUCGCAAUGUUUGUUCUGGGGCUGACAUUGUAUGUGGCUGCUCCAGUAUUGGGAGGAUCUUUGUGGUUCUGUUAUUGCACAGUCGGCGCCUUGAGCAUCUAUUUGGGUCGCGUAUGCGUUGUUUGUAUUGCGCUGCUGUUCGCGAAGGGUGCUACUCUAAAGGAUCUAAUUCGAUUUCGUCCGGUGCAGGAAAAUUUCAAGAUGGUGGUCUCACAGCACUUCUCGUUGGUGACCAGCACUCUGAUGGUUGGGGCAUGGAUAAUGAUAAAGUUCUGUCAUGGUUAUCGCCGCCUCUGGCACAACCCGUGGGUGCCCUACAUACAUCGCUGUCUGCUGCGCAUGCUGGCCUACUACAAGCUGUACUAUGCCUCUGAUAAGGCCUCGUUUGGACUGUUGUGGGUCUGCACUUUGCAGUCCUGGCCAAAAUUAUGGUGGUUGCUGCACUGGAUUAAGCUUAAGCUUAUUCAACUCUUCAUGUUUUGCUUUCCCCGGAAGCCACAAUGGGGGCUUCGGCAGCAGGUGAAGAAAGUAAAACCUAAAUUGGAAAAUAAUGUUAGAGUAUAUGAUCUGCAAUAUUUUUUUCGGUUUGUUAAUGAUGGCCCCAAUAUGAUGCCGGCACAGACCAGUUUUGAGAACCCUAACACUCGACGUUGA
Scaptodrosophila lebanonensis is the source of this 1143-nucleotide messenger RNA. RefSeq lists its product as uncharacterized. The transcript has 2 exons. Gene Ontology annotation, cellular component: nuclear envelope. Lineage: Eukaryota; Metazoa; Arthropoda; Insecta; Diptera; Drosophilidae. The record is from RefSeq and is a predicted model, not a curated record. The coding region runs from base 1 to 1143 and encodes 380 amino acids.